This is a messenger RNA of Eruca vesicaria subsp. sativa (arugula), 585 nucleotides long. The record is from the annotation of a GenBank genome assembly. NCBI's taxonomy places the organism in Eukaryota, Viridiplantae, Streptophyta, Magnoliopsida, Brassicales, Brassicaceae.
AUGAAGACGAUCCUAUCCUCCGAGACCAUGGACAUCCCGGAAGGCGUCACCAUCAAGGUCCACGCCAAGGUGAUCGAAGUCGAAGGCCCACGCGGGAAACUCACUCGCGACUUCAAGCAUCUCAACCUCGAUUUCCAGCUCAUUAAAGACUCCGUCACCGGGAAGCGACAGCUCAAGAUCGAUUCGUGGUUCGGCUCUCGCAAAGCCAGCGCCUCCAUCCGAACUGCCCUAAGCCACGUCAGCAAUCUCAUCGCUGGUGUCACUCAAGGUUUCCUUUACAAGAUGAGGUUCGUGUAUGCUCAUUUCCCUAUCAACGCUUCGAUAUCCGGUAACAACAAGUCCAUCGAGAUUCGUAACUUCCUUGGCGAGAAGAAGGUUAGGAAGGUUGAUAUGUUGGAUGGUGUUACCAUUGUUCGGUCUGAGAAAGUUAAAGAUGAGAUUACUCUUGAGGGUAAUGAUAUCGAGCUUGUCUCACGUUCAUGCGCUCUUAUCAACCAGAAAUGCCAUGUGAAGAAGAAGGAUAUUAGGAAGUUUCUUGAUGGUAUCUAUGUGAGCGAGAAGGGCAAGAUCGCUGUUGAAGAAUAA